CAUGGUGCCGCUGGGGAGGGGAGAAGCUGCCGCUGCCGCCGUUGCCGGGAGCCGCGGAGAAAGGCCGUUACCGUUCUGUUUCUCACAACUGGGCUGAGCACAACUGAACCAUGGGGGAGCACAGUCCAGACGACAACAUCAUCUUCUUUAAGGGAGAGGAAGAUGACCUAACCCCGGAUGACAAGAUGCUCAGGUUUGUGGAUGACAGCGGACUGGUGCCGUCCUCAUCAGGAACUGUUUAUGAUAGGACCACUGUUCUCAUAGAGCAGGACCCUGGCACUUUGGAGGAUGACGACGACGACGGACAGUGCGGAGAACACUUGCCUUUUCUAGUGGAAGGUGAAGAGGGCUUCCUAAUAGAUCAGGAAGCAAUGUCCCAGGGUUAUGUACAACACAUUAUCUCACCCGAUCAGAUUCAUUUGACUAUAAACCCUGGUUCCACGCCCAUGCCAAGAAACAUCGAAGGUGCGACCCUUACUCUGCAGUCGGAAUGUCCAGAAACGAAACGCAAAGAAGUCAAGCGGUACCAGUGCACCUUUGAGGGAUGCCCCCGCACCUACAGCACAGCAGGCAACCUGCGCACCCACCAGAAGACUCACCGCGGAGAGUACACCUUUGUCUGUAACCAGGAGGGCUGCGGCAAGGCCUUCCUCACCUCCUACAGCCUCAGGAUCCACGUGCGAGUGCACACAAAGGAGAAGCCAUUUGAGUGUGACGUGCAGGGCUGUGAGAAGGCGUUCAACACACUGUACAGGUUGAAAGCACAUCAGAGGCUUCACACAGGGAAAACGUUUAACUGUGAAUCUCAAGGCUGCAGCAAGUACUUCACCACACUCAGUGAUCUGCGGAAGCACAUUCGAACCCACACAGGAGAAAAGCCAUUUCGGUGUGAUCACGAUGGCUGUGGAAAAGCCUUUGCAGCAAGCCACCAUCUUAAGACUCACGUCCGUACGCACACUGGCGAAAGACCCUUCUUCUGCCCCAGUAACGGCUGUGAGAAGACCUUUAGCACUCAGUACAGCCUCAAAAGUCACAUGAAAGGUCACGAUAACAAAGGAACCGUGUACAGUGCACUUCCUCAACACAAUGGAUCAGAGGAUACAAAUCACUCACUUUAUCUGAGUGAGCUGGGCCUUCUGUCCACGGAUUCUGAACUGCAAGAAAAUUCCAGUGCAACACAGGACCAGGACCUCAGCACAAUUUCACCAGCAAUCAUCUUUGAAUCGAUGUUCCAGAACUCAGAUGACCCUGCGGUUCAGGAUGACCCUCUGCAGACAGCUGCCUUGAUCGAGAGUUUUAAUGGUGACGCAGAGUCAGUCAGUGAUGUCCCACCGCCUGCAGGAAACUCGGCGUCUUUAUCUCUUCCGCUUGUACUGCAGCCUGGCAUCUCUGAGCCACCCCAGCCUUUGCUGCCAGCCUCAGCUCCGUCCGCCCCUCCACCUGCUCCCUCCCUAGGACCUGGUUCCCAGCUGGCUGCAUUUGGCAGCCCCCCUGCUCUCUUGCAACCUCCAGAAGUGCCUGUUCCCCACAGCACACAGUUUGCUGCUAAUCAUCAAGAGUUUCUUCCACACCCCCAGGCGCCACCCCAGACCAUCGUACCAGGACUUUCUGUUGUUGCCGGGGCUCCUGCAUCAGCAGCAGUGGCAUCGGCUGUGGCAGCACCAGCCCCACCACAAAGUACUACUGAGCCCCUGCCUGCUAUGGUCCGAACUCUGCCCCUGGGUGCCAACUCUGUUCUAACUAACAAUCCUACCAUAACCAUCACCCCAACUCCCAGCACGGCAAUCCUGCAGUCCAGCCUAGUCAUGGGAGAGCAGAACUUACAGUGGAUAUUGAAUGGUGCCACCAGUUCACCACAAAACCAAGAACAAAUUCAGCAAGCAUCGAAAGUCGAGCAGGUGUACUUCACCACUGCAGUGCCAGUCGCCAGUAGCACAGGGAACUCUGUCCAGCAGAUCGGCCUCAGUGUUCCUGUGAUCAUCAUCAAGCAAGAGGAGGCCUGUCAGUGUCAGUGUGCCUGCAGGGACUCUGCCAAGGAGCGGGCAGCCGGCCAGAGAAAGGGCUGUUCUUCCCCACCCCCUCCAGAGCUGAGCCCCCAGCCUCCUGAUGGGCCCAACCUGCAGCUGCCACCCUAGACUUCUCCCUCACCCUUGCCCCCCUCAUCCUCCUCUACUGGACCCUCCUCCUGUGAGCAAAGCAGACAGGCUGAGGCUCCUCAGACCCUCCGAAGUGUUAAGUGCCAUGGACGUGUCAGAGUUCCUGUCCCUCACAGCCUGGACGCCCCGUCCAAUCCAGUUCCGAGCGAAGCCCUACUGCAGAGUAGAGGAGACGACCUGGCCAGCAGCUGCUCGGGGAACGGGCCUGUGCACGCCCCUUCAGGAACAGGGUGAGCAGGAAGUAGCGGGUGUGAUGCUGCCAUCAUGGGGUCAGAAAUUGGAAGGAUGAAGAAAUCUGCCAUCUGAAAGCCUCACCUUUCAGACAUAUUUUCUUUACUCAUAUCCCAGGAACAUCCAUUUUAAGGAACUGAUCUUUGGAGGAAAACAAAAACAAAAAAAAGAAAAAAAAAAGCUAAGUUAUAAGUGGACUGUCUGGCUGCACUGUGUGUCACUUUUGCUUAUUGUUCUGUGAACUUGGAAACUAAGGUUACGUGUGCAUAAAAGUUGUAAAUGAACGGGUGUGGUUUCCAUCAAUUUGGUGCUGCCCAUCAUUGCACUGGGGUCCUUGUGGAUGGGCAGGAAGUGCAGUGUGCUGCGUGUUGUUCCUCCCUCUCUGUCUUUUUGAAUCUGAGGUGACGUCUCUCUGGAGGGCCAGACCACUGUUCUGUGGAAGCGGGAAGUGGCAAGGGCAGGUGAGAGUUGUGAGCUAGACAGGGUGAGAUUGUUGUGUUGUUGGCGCUUUGUUUCUGUGGAGCUUGGAGGAGAUGCAGAGGGGCCUGUCCUGUAUCCUGCUCAGUCCAAGCGAGCAGCAUCAGGCCCCUGGCCAUGGUGAUGAGGUGGUUCUGCAGGGCCCUGAGGCAAUUUGACAGCUCUGUUGUUGAUCCUGGCUAGAGCUGGCUCUAGCAAAGCCAAGUCCUUGCCUUCUGGGCUCUUCCCAUUUCUCCAUGCUUGUCAGGGCUCGAAGUUUGGACUGCAUCGCUCCUAGGGAAGCGCCCUAUUUUAUCCAUAGUGAACGCAGGGCUGAUGGCCAGUGGCUUCCAGGGUCUGCCCGCUGCCUCCAGAGCAGGAGGGCUGCUUCUCCCGAGAAGGUACAGAGCUAAGGGGGUUGGAUGAAGUAGCAGGUGGUACCCAGGUCUAGCCAGGCUUUUGUUUAUCCCCUCCCAUCUCCAUCCUCACAUCUCUAGAUUUUGCAUAUAGCCUCACACAGUGCAAACAAGGAUGUGAUUUCUAAACAACAAGGAAUAAAAACGAAAAUGAUCUUCUACUCAGGGUAAAACAAAAAUUCCCUUUCCACCAAAAAGCCUGAAGCUUGCAGUCAGUUACCUCAUUUGGAAUGUUUCAUUAAGUUGUGUUCUAGGAUUUUUUAUUAGUGUAUAGAAUUGUGUCCAUCUACCUGCCUUCGGCUCCAGCUUACUGCCUCUUCAAAUAUAGUACAAUCCAUAGGAAAACGGGAGUGUCUGUCCUUCAGCUUGGAAAGCUCAGUGGCCGGGCCGGGGUCUGUAGGUCUCAGCCUCCUUUCCAGAGCAAGGUCCAGGGCCCAGACAAGAUGAGAGCUGUGUAGGUUGCCGUCCUGCAGCCCGUCAGGAUGGUGUCCUUUCAGAAGGCCCUUGUCUAGAGGCAAGAUAUUUCGGGACAACUGACCAAGAGAGUCAUGGCAGCGGUAAGGGGAAGACGGGUGCAGCCAACCAGGAAGCUUUGCGUCAGGCCCUUGAUGUUUCUUUCUGACUUCUGAGGAGAGCAGUGAGAGGGACGCCAUGGGGUUCUGGUUCGCUGGGAGCUGACAUAGGAAAGGAGCCCAGGGAGGAUGUGGGGAAGGUUGUAAUGGUUUAAAUAUGGCUUCUUGGUUAGCUCAGGCUGUACUCUUAAUGAUCCCUUCCUGGGUCACUGGCUUUUCGCUCUCCACAGUUGCGGGUAUGGAAGAAGCAUUUAAGCAGUGUUAAGGCUGACGUGUUUCCAGCUGUAAGAGUUAAGUAUUUGUCUUUGUGGGUGGCUGUAGAACAUAAGAGACUCUCAGAUCCAAAUAGCUUUUGGAAAUUGAGGGAUGUGCUUAAAAACUAGUAGUUGUGCAGGGCCAGGUGUAUUCCGCGGGCUAGCCAGCCUUCCCUGCUAGGCCGUGCCAGCUCUCCUCCCAGAAGCCCAGCCUCUAAUGCCAAGAACCCUGGCUAGACUAGAGCCAGAAAGCCCCUUCCUGGAGAGUGGUUUCUCAGGGGAAUGAACUUAGGGUAAGGCUUAACAGUGGAUUCUGGCAGGUGGAGGUAAGCCUUUUUUUCCUCUCAUGGCAGCCUUCACCAUUGUCACCCUGUAGAGCACACCUGGGCUACCACUAGCAUCUCCAGUUUAGCCCCUUCCAAGACACUAGUCCACAACAAGGGUGGAGAGUGGACCUGGUGGAUUUAAGAGGUAGUCAGGUAAUCUUGGUCCUGCCAAACUGCCUUAUAAAUGUGGUCCUUCCCAGACUGGAGGGCAAGGCUGAGCCAAGGUGGCUCAGUCUCCUUGACAGGGUCUGGCCAACCUCCUGGGGCAGCACUAGUUUGGUGACUGAAGUUGUGCCAUUUAUUGGCUUACUCCAGUUUAGAAGAUCAUUGGUACAGCGCUAAGGAGAGGCCUUGAGAUGUGGGGACCUCUCUAGGUAGAAGGCAAGGGGGCUUCCCUUCGCUUCCAGAGAGUCAAUACAUGGGAAAAGGUGGUUUUCCAAGUCAGGGCAGUGGACUGAUGGGGUAAUGGAGGUAGAUGAGGUUUUCCUGAGGCUUUGUAUGAUGCUGAAUGUGUCCAGAAGGACAAAUUUGCAGAACCUCAUAUUGGUAUAUUAAAGAAAUAAUAAAAUAAAAAGCACUUUAGGUUACUAAUUGCUGCAAUUUCUGUUGUGUAUGUGUGUGUGUGUGUGUAUAUAUAUAUAUAUAUAUAUAUAUAUAUAUAUAUA
This is a messenger RNA of Chionomys nivalis (European snow vole), 5076 nucleotides long. It is a transcript of the gene Mtf1, whose product is annotated as metal regulatory transcription factor 1. The transcript has 11 exons. Gene Ontology annotation, molecular function: DNA-binding transcription activator activity, RNA polymerase II-specific; RNA polymerase II cis-regulatory region sequence-specific DNA binding. Gene Ontology annotation, cellular component: nucleus. Lineage: Eukaryota; Metazoa; Chordata; Mammalia; Rodentia; Cricetidae. The coding region runs from base 111 to 2135 and encodes 674 amino acids. The record is from RefSeq and is a predicted model, not a curated record. Gene Ontology annotation, biological process: central nervous system development; positive regulation of transcription by RNA polymerase II.